Messenger RNA from Epinephelus fuscoguttatus (brown-marbled grouper), 3365 nucleotides. It is a transcript of the gene snx18a, whose product is annotated as sorting nexin 18a. Gene Ontology annotation, cellular component: cytoplasmic vesicle; plasma membrane. Bases 351 to 2117 code for a protein of 588 amino acids. The record is from RefSeq and is a predicted model, not a curated record. Gene Ontology annotation, molecular function: phosphatidylinositol binding; protein binding. The transcript is spliced from 2 exons. Gene Ontology annotation, biological process: cleavage furrow formation; plasma membrane tubulation; protein transport. Lineage: Eukaryota; Metazoa; Chordata; Actinopteri; Perciformes; Serranidae.
GCGCGUGAAGGCAGAAGCGUCCGACUCGGAGCGGAGGGAGACCGGAGGAGCUCACACUGGUGUUGUUGUAGCACUAAAUACAUUCGCUGCAUUUUCUCACACUGCAACCUCUGGAUUUAAAACACCGCAGCUUCCUAUUUGCUGACCAGGAGGACAGGACCGAACAGAGAGGGAUAUUAACAGGCUUUUUUUCCCCACGCUGCGAGAAGUUUGUCCGCGGAGUUUGGAGAGGAGUUUCGGGGUGGGCUGACUGAGCUAGCCUGGCUGCCCGCUGCGCGUCCCUCCUGCCCCGGCCAGCCAGCCAUAAGUUAGCCCGCUGUCCUGCUCCGCUUCCAGCUGUGUGGUGAAUCAUGGCGCUCAGAGCCAAAGCGCUGUACGACUUCAACUCUGAGAACCCAGGAGAGGUGUCGGUGAGGGAGAAUGAGAUCCUAACUUUGUACAGCGAGCAGGACAUUGAUGGCUGGUUUGAGGGGGCGAACAGCAAAGGGGAGAGGGGACUGUUCCCCGCGUCCUACGUGGAGAUCCUGAGGAACGACGCCGCCUCUACGCUCAACAACAACAGCUGCAGCACAUCUGGGGACACUUACCCGGACUCCCGAUACGCCAACAUCCCAGCCGGAGGUUUUGACGGCUCACAGAGUAAAGUUGAGAACUUUUCCAAACCGUCUGCGCCUAGUUUGUCCACUUUCUCAGCCCCCACACAACCACCACCACCACAGCAGCACACUUACCAGCAGGUCAGCCAGGGGAGCGAUGAUGACUGGGAUGAUGACUGGGAUGACAGCUCGACUGUUGCAGACGAGCCAGGGACUGUGGGAGGAAGGUAUCAUGACUUUGAAGGCAACGGGCCAUCCACAUAUAGAGUGUCAACAUCCUCAAUGGCAAGAGGUAAUGCACAGCAUGCAAAGAGCUCUGCCACAGUCAGUAGGAACCUGAACCGCUUCUCAACCUUUGUGAAGUCAGGAGGAGAGGCGUUUGUGCUCGGGGAGGCCUCAGGGUUUGUGAAGGAUGGAGAUAAGCUGUGUGUGGUGAUGGGUCAGUAUGGCCCUGAGUGGCAGGAGAACCCGUAUCCCUUCUCUUGCACAAUCGAUGACCCCACAAAACAGACCAAGUUCAAGGGCAUGAAAAGCUACAUCGCCUAUAAGCUGACACCCACCCACACGCAGAACCAGGUGAACAGGAGGUAUAAGCACUUUGACUGGCUGUACGCUCGGCUGGUGGAGAAGUUUCCCGUCAUCUCAGUGCCACACAUCCCGGAGAAGCAGGCCACAGGGCGCUUCGAGGAGGACUUCAUCUCCAAGAGGAGGAAAGGCCUCAUAUGGUGGAUGAACCACAUGACCAGCCACCCAGUCCUGGCCAGGUGUGAUGUGUUCCAGCACUUCCUCACCUGCAGCAGCACAGACGAGAAGGCCUGGAAGCAGGGGAAGAGGAAGGCAGAGAAGGACGAGAUGGUUGGAGCCAACUUUUUCCUCACCAUCAGCACCCCUGCGGCUCCGCUGGACUUCCAGGAGGUGGAGAGCAAAAUAGACGGGUUCAAGUCUUUCACCAAAAGAAUGGACGACAGCACCUUGCAGCUCAACGCCACGGUCAGUGAGUUUGCCCGCAAGCAGAUCGGUGGCUUUAAGAAGGAGUAUCAGAAAGUGGGGCUGUCAUUCAAGGUCCUGAGCCAGGCUUUUGAAAUGGACCAGCAGCCGUACUCUGCUGGACUCAACCAGGCUAUCUCCUUCACCGGGGAGGCGUAUGAAGCCAUCGGAGAGUAUUUUGCUGAGCAGCCCAGCAAGGAUCUGGACCCGAUCAUGGAUUUGUUAGCUCUUUACCAAGGACACCUGGCAAACUAUCCAGACAUCAUCCAUGUCCAGAAAGGAGCCCUGACGAAGGUGAAAGAGAGCCAGAAGCAUGUGGAGGAGGGCAAGAUGGACCGGGUGCAGGCGGAGGGCAUCGACGAGCGCUGCAACAUCAUCUCCUGCGCCACGCUGGCUGAGAUCCAGCACUUCCACCAGAUCCGCGUGCGCGACUUCAAGGCGCAGAUGCAGCACUACCUACAGCAGCAGAUUGCCUUCUUCCAAAAGAUCACAGGCAAGCUGGAGGAGGCUCUGCAGAAGUACGACAACGCAUAACAGACCGUUUGUUUCAGCCUGUCGGUUUAGACCUUGGUGAUCAAUGACACGUGCACCACCCUCGGCGCGCCGGUGGAGUUUUGGCAAACCGCAGCCAGUGCCGCAUACUGGCGAAUGCUGUCCAAACCAGCAGGGAGGGGCGUUCAAGGAGAUGGCGGUCUGGUGAUAAUGACAUUUCAACCAAAUCCAGGUUUCUGUGUGUGUUGGCCACAUUUUUUGGGGGGUACUGGAUGUUCUUGUGUAAGAAAGGAUGUGUAAUUUAAAGAUACGCCGACUUGUAAUACAAACAGUCUUAUAGAUUUAAUGAGAAUUAAUGAUGAUGAUGAUGGUGCGCCACUUGGUCUGGUGGGUGGGAGAAUUAAAUCUAAUUAAUGUGAUGACCCGCAGAGAGAGAGCCUUGUAUCUGCUGCUGCAUAUACCCGGUGCAAGAUUUCAAAUAUCAGAUGUUUUUAGCCUUACAACACUGUUUUUAACUGACUGUUUAUAAGUGACCGUCACUCCAGGGGCUGCAACGCUCCAGUGGCUAACACACUGCCUUCUGGAAACACUCAAGCCCUUCCUGGUAUCUCUCUCCUCGGACAAACAGGACGAAAUGUUUACAGUUCUCCUCGCUGAGCAGCCACUGUCACCACUGUUUCGCUGUGCCUUCUGAUUACGUCUCUCUGGUCAUUUUUGUUACUAGUCACUAAAAAGCUUUAUAUUCUGUAUAUGUAGAAAUAUAUUCUAUUUGUUUUUACAAAGCUACAAAUUUUGCAGUCUUUGAAAGAAAAAAGAUCACUGUGCUUUGAACAAGGGCAGUGUCUUUGAUUGGAGAUAAUACUGUUUGAUUGUUUUUCCCCCUCCAUUGGCUCUGGGAUUGAUUUUCAACACGCACAGUGUGAAAAAAAUCAGGAUAGAGAGGAUUACCUGCGUAGACAAUAGGAACCCAUGCCUUACACGGGGCACAGCCAGCACUGGUGCUGAUUUAAGUGUGCAGAAUUUAAGGGAUGAGUAUGUUGGUCACUUGCUAUGCCGGAUAAUUUGUGUCGACAAAAUGUUGGUUUUCAGGCUUAGUUUUGGGAUAGUGUUCAGAGGCAGGCUGUUAGAGGGUUGAGAGCUCCUCAACUGUUUUAAUAAUGCAGUCUUUUUAAUAGCACACUUCUAGACAGUUCGACUGUACUGCUGUUUUUAACCUUUAUGAUGUUGGUUGCAUCAUGAAGAGAUUAAUAUAGAAGCAGAGACACAAAAUAAAUUCCUCCUUCAAAGAAA